CGUCGGGCCGGGCGCGCUCCCGUGCAGCCGGCUCCGGCCCCGACCGCCCCAUGCACUCCCGGCCCCGGCGCAGGCGCAGGCGCGGGCAGACGCGCCGCCGCCCGCCGGUCCUUCCCUUCGGCGGAGGAAGUGGCGGUGCGAGGGCUGCUGCACAGCGAGCAGAGCCGCGGUCCGGACGGCAGCGCGUGCCCCGAGCUCUCCGCCUCCCCCCGCCCGCCAGCCGAGGCAGCGCGAGCCCAGUCCGCGGCCCCAGCAGCAGCGCCGAGAGCAGCCCCAGUAGCAGCGCCAUGGCCGGGUGGAACGCCUACAUCGACAACCUCAUGGCGGACGGGACCUGUCAGGACGCGGCCAUCGUGGGCUACAAGGACUCGCCCUCCGUCUGGGCCGCGGUCCCCGGCAAAACCUUCGUCAACAUCACGCCAGCUGAGGUGGGUGUCCUGGUUGGCAAAGACCGGUCAAGUUUUUACGUGAAUGGGCUGACACUUGGGGGCCAGAAAUGUUCGGUGAUCCGGGACUCACUGCUGCAGGAUGGGGAAUUUAGCAUGGAUCUUCGUACCAAGAGCACCGGUGGGGCCCCCACCUUCAAUGUCACUGUCACCAAGACUGACAAGACGCUAGUCCUGCUGAUGGGCAAAGAAGGUGUCCACGGUGGUUUGAUCAACAAGAAAUGUUAUGAAAUGGCCUCCCACCUUCGGCGUUCCCAGUACUGACCUCGUCUGUCCCUUCCCCUUCACCGCUCCCACAGCUUUGCACCCCUUUCCUCCCCAUACACACAUACACCAUUUUAUUUUUUGGGCCAUUACCCCAUACCCCUUAUUGCUGCCAAAACCACAUGGGCUGGGGGCCAGGGCUGGAUGGACAGACACCUCCCCCUACCCAUACCCCUCCUGUGUGUGGUUGGAAAACUUUUGUUUUUUGGGGUUUUUUUUUCUGAAUAAAAAAGAUUCUACUAACAA
Pongo pygmaeus (Bornean orangutan) is the source of this 956-nucleotide messenger RNA. It is a transcript of the gene PFN1, whose product is annotated as profilin 1. Lineage: Eukaryota; Metazoa; Chordata; Mammalia; Primates; Hominidae. Gene Ontology annotation, cellular component: cytoplasm. Gene Ontology annotation, biological process: positive regulation of actin filament bundle assembly; regulation of actin filament polymerization; actin cytoskeleton organization. The record is from RefSeq and is a predicted model, not a curated record. Gene Ontology annotation, molecular function: actin binding. Bases 51 to 710 code for a protein of 219 amino acids. The transcript has 4 exons.